This is a messenger RNA of Porites evermanni, 14342 nucleotides long. Lineage: Eukaryota; Metazoa; Cnidaria; Anthozoa; Scleractinia; Poritidae. The record is from the annotation of a GenBank genome assembly.
GACUGUUCUGUUAAUCAAGUAUGUUGUCAUUCGAAAUGUGUUCAAGAAAACCGCUGCAUCGGUGAAAGAUGUGUGCUUAACUCCCACUGUCGCGCUAAUCAAGCAUGUUGCAACUCAGUGUGUGUUUCCGGGAAAAGCUGCACCGGACGAAGCUGUUCGAUGGACUCGGAUUGUUCUGCUAACCAAGUUUGCUGUCAUUCAAAAUGUGUUCAAGGGAAGCAGUUGUUUAGGUCAAAGAUGCACGUUUGACUCCGAUUGUUCCGCUAAUCAAGCAUGUUGUAAUUCAAAAUGCAUCACAGGGAAAAACUGUCUCCGACAAAGUUGUGAUUUUAACUCCGACUGUUCCAGUGGACAAUCUUGUUGUAGUGCCAACUGCACUAAUGGUUUAACUUGCAUCGGUAAAUCCUGCAUCAGCGACAAAAACUGUCAAGCAACAGAGAUUUGCUGUCGAGGAACCUGUUCAAUUGUUGGCUGUAAAGACUCUGGACUUGUUGGAUACAUUGUUGGGCCGAUAGCUGCAUUUCUAGUCAUUCUUCUCAUCAUAGCGAUAUUCUUUCUCUAUCGACAACGAAAUGCGAAAAGAAGACAACUCAUGUCUAGCGAUCAGACAUCAAAUAUCACUGCACCCAAACUGCACGACACAGAAGUCACCAGUAGCAUCACUGGGCAGGAUAAUCCACUCUACCAAUUGCAGAGGCCACCAUCAGAUCAACAAACUGAACACCUGAACACAGAAAGAAUACAGCUUCCCCAGUAUACAUGAUUACAGAUGAGACAAAGAAACUUCCGCAAUCAUAUUUAAUAGAGCCGGAAAGGUGUGAUAUUAAGAGAACGUAGAGUCAUAGUUUCUUCUAUGAAGAUCGUUGCACUUUUUGCACUUUUUGACUAUAUGUUUAUUUUUGUCAGGAUUAUCGGCGGAUGCUCCGACGACGUUGAUUGCGGUAGUGGGGUCUGCUGCGGAACGGGGUCUUGGUUUGAUGGCGUGUGUCGUCUUGAAAGUUGCUUCAAUCAUUUUUGCCGCACGGAUAACGAAUGCGCUAAUCAGAAAGACAGAUUGAUAUGUUGUGGAAACAGAUGUGUGUUUGGGAGUAAUUGCGCCAGCCGAAGCUGUUCGAUGGAUUCUGACUGUUCCGCUAAUCAAGCAUGCUGUCAGUCGAAAUGUUUACGGAGAAGUAGCUGCUUCGGUCAAAGAUGCACUUUCGACUCCGAUUGUUCCGCUAACCAAGCAUGUUGUAAUUCAAAAUGCAUUAAAGGGAACGACUGCUUCGGACAACGUUGUAAUUGUAACUCCGACUUUUCCAGUGGUCAAUCUUGCGGUAGUGGCAACUGCAAGGACGGUUUAACUUGCAUCGGUAAAUCCUGCAUCAGCGAGACAAACUGUAAAGCAACAGAAGUUUGCUGUAGAGGAACCUGUUCAAGUGAUUGUAAACAUGUUGAAUACAUUGUUUGGCCGAUAGCUGCAUUUCUAGCCGUUGUCUUUCUGAUCAUAGUGAUAUUACUCAUCUAUCGACGACGGCAAGCGAAAAGACGACAUCCAACGACUAGAGGUAUAACAUCAAAUAUUGCUGCCCCCACGGACAACACGGGAGUCACCAGUAGCAUUCUUGAAGAAGAUUAUCCCUUCUACCAGCCACAAGGGCCAACUUUCGACCAACAAUUUGAAAAUUUCUCAGAAAAUGAACAGCUCCUACAGUGCUGAUCACAUUCAAACUCACUGGCCGCUAUCGCGUUGAGCUGAACGUGCUGGUUGGAAUCUGGAAUCCUGGAAUUGGAAAUCCGGAAUACAGCUUAAGGAGUCAAGAAUCCAAAUUCCACUGACAAAUACCGGAAUCCAGAAUCCCAGCCCGUCUUGGAUUCGCUUUCACGGGGCGACAUAUCUAUGGUGCUGACAAAUUGACGUGUCCUCUCGUCUCGCGGACUAGAUUUUGUUAGCUUUGUUUCGUUGCAUGGCGUACUUGUAUGUAAACAAGUCAAGCUAAGAACUAGUUUUGCAUCAGAUAACAACAACCAGUUUUCACAAGAAAAAAAUGUCGGCUGAAAAAACAUUACAAAAAGGUUGUAUGUAUUUUUAAGAAGCAGAUAAAUGAAAUGUAAUCUUAGUUAAACUGAGUAAAGCUAGAUUAUACAAGUUUUACUUAAGGCCAAAUAAAACAAACACUAAAUGAAUUUAUGGUCACACUCAAAAGAACACGUUGACAGACUUUUCUUCAUCUCGAUUAAGGUGUCUGAACACAGUUUUGCGGGCUGUCAGCGGUAACUCGCGUGACAGCGCGUGUUUUAAAUUAGACAAAUAAACAUAGCGGCGAAAAAAGCAAUGGUACACAGAAGACGAUUUCUCAAAAUCUACUCAUUAACAUUUUGCGACAAUUGACAGAAUUUUUACUUUUAUCGCAUUUUAAAUAAUGAGACCUUUACUUUAAAAUGGAAGUUGAACAGACAAUUUUUGUGACACAUUUGGUAAUUACAGUACAAUUAUAUUACUGAUUAUCUAAAAACCUGUCUCUUAAAAUUUGGUCAAAUAAGUUUCAAAUAGUAAUGAUUAAUUAUAGUAAGCUGUGUGCAAGUUAAUAGGAAAAUCUAAUUAGCGAAUUUUAUGUAAACUCAGCAAAAGGGAAAUUUUAAGGCUGUAUUCAAUCGUUCAUGUUGCCAUGGAAACUACAAAACGUCAAAUUUUACCUGUCAAUCAAAAUCAGAAUUGAAUAGAAUUAGAUGAGUAGAUUUAGAAUUAAUUAUUGUUAUUAACUAGGAGUAAUCGGAGCUUAGGAGAGUGCGUUCGAUAUGUUUGUUUGGUGUACAGGUAGCAGUUGAGGGGGAAGAGUGGAUGGUUCUCACGAUAGAUAAAUAUGAUUAUGGCAUAUUUUGAAUGCAAGGAUGUGAUUACGUACAGCGAAACCUCUAUUUAAACUGCGUUUCAUUACGAAAAGCUUUUGAAGGCUUGUGAUAUCGUAUGGUUCGUCUCAAGUGCUUGUAAUUUGAGGAGACAGUAAACUGACCAGAGUGGACCCAGAGUGCGUCGGGCGAGUAAAUUUAUAGAAAGUACAAAAGAUGUUCUACAGGGCGCAGUUGUUUGAAGGCCUGAUUAGCGUUUAACCCGGGUUUCUUUUUCUUUUGUUAGUGGACAAAAAUGAAACCGUUACUGGCAAGUCUUCUUAACUUGUGUUGAUAUUAAAGACCCAAGCCCACAUUUUUUGGGAUGAACGCUGGAGCACAAUGAAUUGUGUUUGGACAGUGGUUCACUUACGCUACACCUCUCACACGUUUCAAGGGAAUCAUCAAAGACUUCAGUGGAAUGUGUGUGCGGCUCACGUCAAUAACUUUUUUAGUAAUUUAAUAAAGUGUGUUGAUUUCAGUGACUUGAGUGUGACGCUACUGUAGGCUGGUCUAUAAGUUUUUCCGAAUAGAUAACAUAGAGCAAAAAUGUUCGUUUGUCCGGUGCCGAAAAUAUCACUAGUCAUGAUGAAGUGGCGCCGCCGACCUUUACAUCGCUGUAGAUUUACUUUGUGGCACAACGGCCGCCGAGCUUCACAUCGCAGUAGAUUUACUUUGUGGCACAACGGCCGCCGACCUUUACAUCGCAGUAGAUUUACUUUGUGGCAAAACGGCCGCCGAGCUACACAACUCGGUAGAUUUACUUUGUGGCACAACGGUCGCCGAGCUAAACAACCCGGUUUCAUUCAUGCAUGCACCAGCAGUCGCACACAUUUUCAAAAGACAAUUUUUAAAGAUUCAAUAAACACACAUCGAUUGUAGACCUUCAGGAAAUUCUUGAGAUAUGUACGCGUUACAAAGACAAAUAGCAGACCUCAGAAAACGUUUGAAAAAUGAACGCCGAGAACACUCGAAUCACCACGUGAGUUAGCGCGUCAAAGUGAGGCAAAACGUAAGCAAUCGCCUCAAAGCGAGGCAAAUGUGUGUCGACACAAAUGCAGUCUCAAAAAAAACCUCCCUUAUUAAUUACACAGGACACCCAGUAAUAAUACAGAACAACCAACACAAAUUAGGGGUUGCGUUCUCGUACCUCGAACGCAAAUAUAUUCAUAAUAAACCACCUACAUAUGAAUGUAAAAAAUAAGCACACUAACAAAACCAAAUAAUACUUUAUAACAUACCCUAACAAAUCUGAGGUUCAUGAAAAAGCAUACAGACAUUUCAAACGACUAUGCAAAAUUUAUGAGAUUCUAAAUCGAUGAUAUUUUCAAGUAGCUGAAAUGUUUCCGCCAUUCCCUGCUAGCAGAGGUCUCUAAAGACGAGGCAAAAAUGAGAGAAAGGAGAGAGAGUCUUCCCUUUCUCUCAUUUUUGCAUCGUCGUGAGAGACCUUUGCUAGCAGGUAAUUUCCGCCAAAGCAAUAUCAGGAAUUAGGCCUGUAGCUAUAUCAAAAGCCGUUCUUUCAAUACCGGGUAAUGGUUGACAUGGAAACGAGAGCAAUUUGCUGACUCAUAGACUUUCUAUUUUUGCGGUCAAUGAGGGGGGUUUAACGCUCUAACAAUUUCAUUUUGUAUCUUUAUCUCCUUUCAAGAAUUAUGAGAUUUUUCUAAUCAUAUGAAAAACUAGAAUAAAGUUAAGUGUUUGAUAUCAAUCCCAACUACUAUUCUAUAAAGUACUAAACUAAGAAGCCGCUAGGGUGAGUGCUGUACAUUGUCUUAAAAAGUGGUUUAUAUUUCUGCAAGUAAGGAACGCGGAUGAACGUGGCUCUGACGUCAGAAAAAGCCUAUCAAAUUUAUAUUCUGGGAUAAAUGCGUCUGCAAUAACAUUUGACCACGCGAAGUUGAGAGCCGAGAACUCGCAAAUCUAAAGGAUGGCAUUACUAGGAGUUGGUAUGGUGUUUCGUUUAUCUUACAAGAAAAAUGUCACAUUGUGUGCGUUGAUUGUUUUGGGGGCAUUUAUUUCUGGCGUGAAAUGCAUCGGUCAAUCCUGUUCCAGCUCAAGCGAUUGCGGAUAUUCGGAAAAGUGUUGCAGACAGACUUCAGUUGGGAUUUGUCACCUCAAGAGAGAAACUUGCCUCGGUGAUUACUGCUCUUCCAACACUCAGUGUCCACGUAACUCGGUAUGCUGUAGAUCCAGAUGCGUUCCCGGCAACAAUUGCAUCGGUCGCUCCUGCGUGCUACAGUCGUCAUGUGGUUUCGAUGAAUCAUGCUGUAAUGAUUUGUGUGUUUUCGGGAAAGAUUGUCAUGGUCAAGGCUGUACUGAUAACUUUGACUGCUCUGGUGGUCAAGCGUGCUGUAGUCAGAAGUGUACAAACGGCACGAAUUGCAUCGGUCGGUCCUGUUCGAAGGAAAGCGAUUGUCAAAUUUCAGAAAGCUGUUGUAGUGGGACUUGUCAAGGUUCAGAUUGCAAUCUAUACAUCAUCAUAGGAGUUACCGCAGCAUGUGUAGUUACUGUCAUUGCUGUUAUCAUAAUCUUCGGCUAUUUUUAUAACCGGAGGCGGCAACAACGUUUAAUGGCAUUCUCCAACGUUCCUUUCGGGCACUUAGCAGAAUGCACCACAUCUCACCUCCCGCAAACGGCCAAUAAUAACUUCCAACAGCCCCCACCAGGGUACACAGCAAGUGUAACACCGCCGCAGUACACAUUAACAACAAGCUAUGGAUCCAGCGGAAUGAAUGCCACUCCAAAACCCUCUGUUACUUCCCCACAUCCUCAAUGAAGUUUGCCUGUCUUGUGAUCACCUGAUGGAAUACGACUCAGUUUAUGACGCUUUAUUACACCGGCGUCCUAAUCUACUUACUAGGGACUUAAGAUUCGAGGACGGCGACGGCAACGGCGACAACAACGUCGCUUAAAAAGUGCAUUAGCAUUUUUUCGGUCUUAAUUUCAAUUAUUCCAUUUCACUUUCUGUGUCAAAUGUAGGCGAAAUCUACUGGAGUUGAAUUCCUAAGAAAAGAGAAGGAAAAUUUGGUCUUCGUUUGUUUUUGUCCUUUAUAAAACCUGAAAAUAGAUAUUUUCCCGUCGUGGUCGUGCGUCGACGGCAAAGAAAUGUAGAAGAAAGAAAGUGUGCUGCACGUGCAAAGCUGCUGUUGUUGUUGUUUUUUUUUUUCAGAACCCAUUGAUUUUCUGACGCGUUCUCGUCGCUGUCGCUGUCGUCCGAUCUCAGGCUGUGUUCACUUUACCGGAUAGCUUCUUAGCCAGCACAAAACUUUACCAGAUAGGGCUUAUGUUCAAACAAAGAACGGCACAAUUUCUGUAACGGAGCAAAGCUGCGCCGGGUCGAUCUCUAAAGUACAGUCACAUAAGGGACUUGUCAGAAAUUAGGAGGGGGGGAGGGGGGGUGGAAACAGAGGGAGGGUCACAACUUUUUGAGACUCAGAAAAGGGAGGGGUAAUGAAAAAUGGGCCGUUAAAAGGGGGAGGGUCAUGCAAAUAUAGGCCCGUGAUCAUGUAGAGGUUCACCUGCAGAAGAAAAAGGAAGUUCUUUAUUUGGUAAAAAAAAAAGAAAAAAAAUUAAAGAACAACGGAGCAUUAUGGAUAUAAACUGUGAAGUACUAUUGCAAGAAUUUAACAAACAUCUACUUUUCAUUUAUUACACGGCAAUGCUAUAGAGUCUUAUUGCAUUUUUAUUAUGAAUAACUGGGUUGUUAUUAAUGUUAUUAGAAUUUUGGCUAUCCUUUUCAUCACUGUCUUCAGGGUCACCAUCAAUGCUGCUGUCAUCAUCAUUUUUGUCAUCAGCAUUGAUACAAUCACUUUCAUCAUCAUGAUACAAUCACUUUCAUCAUCAUCAUGAUUUUCAUUUAAGUUCAAGCUUGGAUAUUGCUUGAAAAUAAGUUCCUGUUAUUCAUUGGUGAACAACCCUCCUCAAAGGCGUAUUGGGCAUAGGGCCUUUGUGUUUUGAGGAGCCCACUUAUUCCUUCAUAAUGAAGAGAUAAUGGGCCAAUAGGUUCUGUAACAUUAUGCGACUCUUGCUGAGGUGCAAUGGUUUCAAUAACCUUUUUGCAGUUAGCUUCCAUUCUUUUUGUCCUAGCUUUCUUUUGCUUUCCUUUUAUUUUGUUUUUGUUUCCUUUUUUUUCUUGUUGGCUCGGAAUACUGCACCUUAAAGAGCCUGGAACAUUUUUCUUUCAAUUCUUUAGGUGGGGAGGGUCAUGCUAUUUUAGGCCAAGCUUAAGGGGAGGGUUUGCAAAUUUCACUCCCAUUGGAGGGAUGGGUCACCUAAUUUGCGAACCCAAAUUUAAAAUUCCCACCCCCCUCCCCCCCUGCUAAUUUCUGACAAGUCCCUAACGGAUAAGUGUUCAUUCAUACUAUACUGGAUAGCUUUUGGUGUCGGCACGAAAACUGAACUAUCCAUUAUAGUGUGAACAUAGCCUUAAGGUCCCUGGUAGCUACAUGGUAAGCGGUACGCUGUAAGUAAUAACGUCAAGAAAUACAUGUAUUCCCUAAGUGAGAAAUAAAUUUCCAAAAUGAACGCGCGUGUAGUUGUGAUAUCCUCGUCCCUUACAAUAAAGGCCCUAAAGCAAACCAAGCAUGCCAUCGAUGAUAUUUGCAAGCAGCUGAAAUGUUUCCGCCGUAGCAAUAUCAGGAAUUAGGCCUGUAGCUAUAUCAAAAGCCGUUCUUUCAAUACCGGGUAAUGGUUCACAUGGAAACGAUGGCAAUUUGCUGACUCAUAGACUUCAUGUUACUGCGAGAAUCACUCAAUGCCGGGAGGUUUAACGCUCUAACAAUUUCAUUUUGUUUUUGUCUCUUUCGAAGAAUAAUGGGUAUUCUCAUCAUAUGAAAAACGAGAAUAGAAGUUAAGUGUCUGCGAUCAAUCCCAACAACUAUUCUGUAAAAUACUAAAUAAAAAGCCAGUAGUGAGGUCUGUACUUUGUCUUGAAAAGUGGUUUACUUUUCUGGAAAUACGGAAGGCGGAUACAGGUGGCUCUGACGUCAGAAAAAGCCUAUCAAAUCUAUAUUCUGGGAUAAAUGCGUCUGCAAUAACAUUUGACCACGCGAAGUUGAGAGCCGAGAACUCGCAAAUCUAAAGGAUGGCAUUACUAGGAGUUGGUAUGGUGCUCUGUUUAUCUUACAAAUAAAAUGUCAUAUUGUGUACUUAGUAGACUGUUUUGGGAGCAUUUAUUUCUGGCGUGAAGUGCACAGCAACGGUGAAUCCUGUUCCAGUUCAAGCGAUUGCGGAUAUUCCGGAGAAAGUGUUGCAGACAGACUUCAGUCGGGAUUUGUCACUUCAAAACAACACCUCGCCUCGGUGAUUACUCAGGGGCACCCAACGUCAAUUUUCGGAAAAUAUCUGUUCGGAAGACGAUUUGAGAUCGAGAAUUUUCGGAACAUUUGUUGUAAAAUUUCUUGCUAGCCUGCCUCUCUUGGGAUUUUCGAACAUCUAAAAAAUGGUAUAAUUGCCCAUUUUUAACGAAUUUUUGUCCUAAAAAGGUCACCUAGAAUGUUCGCGAGCCUUUUUUCUGGCUGAAAUUUUCGAAAAGAUAAGUUUUGAUCCCUACAAUUUUUUGGAUCACUAGACUUUCAGCUGGGAGAUUCGAACAGAUAAAAAUUUUUAGGGGGUAACAACAUGCCUAUAUCUACCGUUUAAAUACUAAAAUACGUUUACAAUGCUAUGUUUAAGUAGUUUUUGACUAUAUUCUCGUUGGGUGCCCCUGAUCACUGCUCUUCCAACACUCAGUGUCCGCGUAACUCGGUAUGCUGUUGUAGCAAAGGCGUUCCACGCAAAAUUUGCAUUGGUCGCUCCUGCGUGCUACAGUCGGGAUGCGGUUUCGAUGAAUCAUGCUGUAAUGAUUUGUGUGUUUACGGGAAAGAUUGUAGUGGUCAAGGCUGUACGUAUGACUUUGACUGCUCUGGUGGUCAAGCGCGCUGUGGUAAGUAGUGUAAAAAUGACGAAAUGCAAUCAGAACAUCAUCAUACCUGUUACCGCAGCACGUGCAUUUAUUGUCAUUGUUGUUAUCGUAGUCUGCGGCUAUUUUUAUAAUCGGAGGCGGCAACAACGUUUAAUGGCAUUCUCCAACGUUCCUUUCGGGCACUUAACAGAAAGCACCACAUCUUACCUCCCGCAACCGAUCACCAAUCCCUUUCAACAGCACCCACCAGAGUAAACAGCAAGUGUAACACCACCGCAGUACACAUUAACAUCAAGCAAUGGAUCCGGCGAAAUGAAUGCCACUCCAAAAGCCUCUGUUACUUCCCCACAUCAUCAAUGAAGUUUGCCUGUCUUGUGAUCACCCGAUGGAAUACGACUCAGUUUAUGACGGUUAAUUACAGCGGCGUCCUAAUUUACUUACUAGGGACUUAAGAUCCGAGGACGGCGACGGCAACGGCGACGAAAACGUCGCUUAAAAAGUGAAUUAGCAUUUUUUCGAUCUUCAUCUCAAUUAUUCCAUUUCACUUUCUGUGUCAAAUGUAGGCGAAAUCUACUGGAGUUGAAUUCCUAAGGAACAUAUCUAAAGGCCAUAAAGAGAAGGAAAAUUUGGCGUCCACGCCGUAAAGAGAAGGAAAAUUUGACCGUCGCUUAAUCAUGUCCUCCAUAAAUCGUGAAAAUAAACAUUUUCACGUCGUGGUGGAGUGGUAACGAUAAAAAUAUGUACAAAAAAGUGUGCUGCACGUGCAAAGCUGUUGUUAGGUAGUGUUGUAGUCUGCAUAGCAAGCGUUUCCACGCGAGUUUGUUGAGAAAGUUGGGGCAAGAGCAAAAAACAGGGUUCAUACUCUUUUGAGGUCUUCAAAUUCAUGACUUUCCAUGACUUUUUCCAUGCCCUUUCCACUUUUUCCAUGACCUUAGGUUUAGCUGCCACGUUAAAUAUUUCUCAACAACAACAACGAGCUUUAUUUGCAUGCAUACAAGCACAUACAGUAUUGCAAAAGCUGUGUUUAGGAAUCAAAAUUACAACACAGGGUAAUUACGUUACUUUGAUAAUAAUUUGUUACGAACAUCAAAACAAGCUAAAUUAUAUUUUAUGAAUUGUAUAUUGAUAAAGUAAUAAGAAGAGUUCAUCAGUUCAUUGAUCAAACCGUUUAUAGGUAACUGGGUAAUAUCCGGAAUUAGACUCUUGACUUUAUGGUAAAAUUUAUUCCUAAUCAUAGAGUAUGUAGGACAUUGGAAAAGAAAGUGAACUUCGUCUCCUAUUACAUUGCAUCUACAAAAAGGGCAAUGCCUAUUAUCCUUCGCAGUUUUACUAAAGCCCUUCUCCCAGCUGUUCCUCUUCUUAAGUCUAAGUAACUAGAGGAGGUAUGAUCGGUUUUAAAAGAUCUACAAAAUUCAAGUUUUUGAGAAUGUUGAGGGGUGUUUUGCCAAUAUGAGAUAUAUUCCUGUUUCAUUGAACUUACAUAGCUUUUUACCAUAGCUGUAUCUAAUAAAUCAGGGUUAAAGUCAGGAAGCUUAAAGUGUUGUGAUAUAUUCAUAAAAUGAGAGCGGAAGCUAUUUUUGCCAUUACAGUGUAAGUCGAAUGACAAUAAAAACGCUUGUUUGACGAGAAAUUCCUCAUCUUUAGACUGUAUAUACAAAAUGUAUUUGAGAAUUUUUUGACUGAUAGUGAUAUUUAAAGGAAAACGACCAAGCUCUGCUCUACAAGCUAUAUUAGAGGCUUUGUUGUUUACCUCCGAGUAUCGCUUACAAAAUUGAAGGUGUGCCUUCUAGAUUUGUGAGCCUUCCCAGGUCUUAAAAUCUCGUUUGGCAUACACACUCCAAAUUUCACUGUUAUAUGUUAGAAUAGGGGAGAUCAUAGUAUCAAAUAUUUUACAGGCGAGAGCUGCUUUUAGUUUGCUUAGAUUCGUGUGUCGUCUCAAGCUGAAGAGGGCAUGAAGAGCUUUCUCCUUGAGAUGUUCACGUGACUGAAAAAUGUCCCAAUGAGGACAUUCGAGUUCCUAAGUAAGUGUACUCUUGUACAACAUCAAUUAUUUGACUAUCUAUGAGAAAGUGAAAAUCACCUUUUUUUCUCGCACGUUUCUGAAAAACCAUAAUUCUUGUUUUCUUGGGAUUGAUUUUCAUCAUCUAUGAAGUACAGAAUGAAGAUAGUUUAUCGAGGCAAUCUUGUAGUUCUGUUGUGGAUCGUGAUAAAAUGAUUAAAUAGUCUGCAUAUAUAUGAGAAUUUAGUUUUGCACCGUUUGGCAAAGCAAAAGGAUCAGAUAAUAUAUUUUCAAAUGCGAAAGGUAGGUCGUUAAUAUGAAGAUUAAAAAGCAGUGGACUUAAGAUACAGCAUUGCCGCACACCUCUCGCAUAACGGAAUGAUCGCGUUUGUUUUUGGGCAAUUUUAAUCGAGCAGGAAGAGUUGUGAUAUAAGUUUUUAAUUUAGUUAUAAAAAGAACCACCUCCAUCAAUUUGCAGCAGCUUAUUCAAGAGCCCGUCAUGCCAGACCGAGUCAAAAGCGUCUUUGAAAUCUACAAAACAAGCAUAGAUCUUUUCGUUGUGAUUAUGAGCGUACUUAUCUAUCAAGGUUCGGAGAGUGAAGACGUGGUCUGCUGUGCGGUUAUUCGGUAAAAAGCCAAUUUGAGAUUUGUGGAGUAUAUUCAAAGAAACGAUAUACUCGAAAAGUCGUUGGUUUAAGAUAGAACAAAAUAGUUUUCCCAGGCAGCUGGAGACACAGAUACGCCGGUAGUUUGCCGGAUCGCUUCUUCCGCCCGAUUUAUAAAUGGGAGUGAUAAGACCACCACAUCAAGUCUGUGGCAUGGUCCCUUGGUUAAGAAUUGAAUUAAAUAGUUUUUCAUAUACGGGCAUCAGUGUAUCAAUACUAGCUUUUAUCAUUUCAUUUCUAAUUUUAUCCGAAAAUGGUGAUUUAUUAUUCUUUAACUUUUUCGCAGCUUUACGCAUUUCUCUUUCAGUUAUCAUGAAAUCUAAAGGACGAGAGUGUUAACCAUGGCAUUCAUUUUGUCGUAGCUCAUUGCAAAUGUUUUGCUGUGCUGGGUUAAGAGGUUCAUUUGAAUGAAGAUUGUGGAAAUAUUGUAGCCGAUUUUCUUCCGAGAUUGAUGGAACAUCCUCUCCUUUUCUAGUGUCGUCCUUCGAUUUGAGGCAUUGCCAGAAAGGUUUCGCGUCUGAAUUGUCUCAGUUUUUUCUAGCUCAGAAAUCUUGGCAUUGUAAUAAUCAUUCUUUUUAGAAUUAAGUAAUUUCUUGUAUUGGGCCAGAGUAUCAUGGUAUUGCUCACGUAUGGUAUAGUAUUAAAAGGGUCUCGAUGUUCCUGUUUGCUAGUUUUCGUAAUUCAUGCCUUUUCAAACGACAUUCUUUAUCGAACCAUUUUUUGUUUGAUAAUGAUUUGAUACGCUUACACGUUUUACCUGCUCUUAUCUUUAAACAACACUUAGCCGUUGCGAUUAAAAUGUUUUCCACCUUUUCGAGGGAUAGCUCAGUAUUUUCAUUGAAUGUGUCGCCGGCAAUAUAAUCGCGUGUUAGUGUUUGUAUACAGGGAGACCUCAGAGCAUCCUUGAAUUUUUGAGCGGAGUCGUUUUCCCACAGAAAUUGUUUCGGUAAACGCGUUGAAGUAUCUCCUUCAAGUAUGGUGGGAUUGUAACUCGUCUUUUUGUUAAUAUUCAGCCAAGUAGUAAUAGGGCUAUGGUCUAACAAAUGCAGUGGACCUUUGACUACAAAAUUUGCAACGUGUGAUAAAAGACCCUGGUCACACACUACGUAGUCAACUACACUCACUCACUCUUACCAAAUUUCUUCUAAAUCUUUUAACUUUUACUCAACUAUGACCGGAACUGAGAAACUAAGGAAAGAAAACCAAGCGUUACGAAAAGAAAUUUUAACAUCUAGAGAAUCAACUGAAGAAAAUCACUAACGUUCAAUUAGUCAAACAUGUCAAAAAACAACAAUCUUGCUUAUUAGUUUCUACUUUUACAAUUUAUUUAUUUAAUUCUGUGUUUCUCCAGUCUGUAAUUUUAUUUGGUUAUUAAUAAAGUUUUCAAAAGUAGGUUGAGUUUGAUCGUCCGGGUGAACGUAGUCCUGAAUAGGACUGUUGUCGACAGUAACUCACGUUUCGACAACCUGUGCGGUAGUCAUCUUCAGAAUCAAAGUGAGUUGUAUCACGUCAGUUGAUGGUAUUAUACUCUGGUUAUUGAUCUGAUUGGUCAAUUACGUCGCGAUGUUUCUGCUCUACGUAAAAAGCAAAGUCUUCAGUCAAUUUAAAAAAAUGGGUCAAUUAAAAGAUUUGUGGUUAAAAUUAGUCAAGUCAAGAGCUCUUAAGUCUCACUGUCACUCACUUCCUUAAAUUUCUGAUAGCGCUUGUUAAAUUUUAUGCAAGUUCAAUACAGGUAAUAAAUCAAUUGAAAAUUCUGCAGUACAGCUUCCACAUUAUAUUAAAUCAAUCAAGAUUUGUGGUUAAAAUUAGUCAAGUCAAGAGCUCUUAAGUCUCACUGUCACUCACUUCCUUAAAUUUCUGAUAGCGCUUGUUAAAUUUUAUGCAAGUUCAAUAGACGUAAUAAAUCAAUUGAAAAUCCUGCAGUACGGCUUCCGCAUUAUAUUAAAUCAAUCAGUGGUUCAAUUUACACUGGAUCCGAAAAGAGUGACCCUAUUUUAACAAUGAAUUAUCUUGGCAACGUCAUAGGGUUUACCGAUCUUUUAUCGCUUAUUGAGGCCAUUAAAAAGUGGUUUAUAUUUCUGUAAGUAAGUAAGGCGGAUACAGGGGGAUCUGACGUAAGAAAACGCCUAUAAAAUAUACAUAUUUUUCCGUGAUAAAACCGUCUGAGGCAACAUUUCAUCAAGCGAAGUCGAGAGGCGAGAACUCGCAAAUCUAAAGGAUGGCAUUACUAAGAGUUGGUAUGGUUCUCUGUUUAUCUUGCAAGAAAAGAGACAUAUUGCGUACGUUGAUUGUUUUGGGGGCAUUUAUUUCUGGCGUGAAGUGCAUCGGUGAAUCCUGUUCCAGCUCGAGCGAUUGCGGAUAUUCGGAAAAGUGUUGCAGACAGACUUCAGUUGGGAGUUGUCGCUUCGAAACAACACCUUGCCUCGGUGAUUACUGCUCUUCCACAACUCAGUGUCCGAGUAACUCGGUAUGCUGUGAUUCCAGAUGCGUUCCAGGUAACAGUUGCAUCGGUCGCUCCUGCGUGCUGCAGUCGGAAUGCGGUCUCGAUGAAUCAUGCUGUAAUGAUGUGUGUGUUCAAGGGAAAGACUGUAGUGGUCAAGGCUGUACUAAUAACUUUGACUGCUCUGGUGGUCAAGUUUGCUGUGGUCAGAAGUGUAAAAAUGGCACGAGUUGCCUCGGUGAUUACUGCUCUUCCAACACUCAGUGUCCACGUAACGCGGUAUGCUGUAAUUCCAGAUGCGUUCCAGGCAACAGUUGCAUCGGUCGCUCCUGCGUGCUCCAGUCGGAAUGUGGUUUCGAUGAAUCAUGCUGUAAUGAUUUGUGUGUUUACGGGAAAGAUUGUAGUGGUCAAGGCUGUACUGAUAACUUUGACUGCUCUGGUGGUCAAGUUUGCUGUGGUCAGAAGUGU